Molecule: messenger RNA, 1160 nt
Organism: Ectocarpus sp. CCAP 1310/34
Lineage: Eukaryota; Phaeophyceae; Ectocarpales; Ectocarpaceae
Source: the annotation of a GenBank genome assembly
CUCUCGAACAGGUGAAAUCAGCCAAGGAUGUGAAAAGACGUCGCACAUGACGUCUCGCGACACAGGGAGCGGCAGCUGUCCAAACCACGGCUACACGAAUUCAAAUCGUCUCAGAUACACAGAGAAACUUUGCAGUGUCGCGCUGAAGUAGCGCCCGCGCCGAGGUAGGCGGGCCGCGACGUGUGUGCGCGUGGGGGCGAAAAAGCAAACCGCCGGACCUUCUCGCACAGGUAAAAUCAACACCCACGGAUGCGAAAGACGUUGUACCGGCGAUCUCGCGCCACAGGGAGCAGCAGCUGCCCAAACUAUCGCAAGGCGUCUUGGAAUCGUCUCAGCUACACAGAGAUACUCGCAGCGUCGCGACACUCGCUGUAUGUGUCGAGAUCGGCUUUUGAGACUCGAUCGAUCAAGGGGCUGCGCGUGGUGUGAUGUCUGUGCUAAUUUUGGGCUGGAGAGCCCAAGCUCCCGGGGAGCUUGGGAAAUGGACAUCGGUCCUUACUUCCACCUUUCGGUAAAAACGAUUGAUUCCGGACGCACCAACCGAAGUCACACAGACAAGAAGCCCCAGGAGUUAAUCGUUCAAAACAGAGUAGACUAUAGUCUACGCAUGUUGAUUGAUAUUUCCGUGUCAACUGCAACAUGUAUGUAGACCGACCUGUCUUCGGUGCCCACCACGCUGUUUAUGUACUACGCGCAUCGUCUCCACCGUCAUAUGCAUGAUAUUUGACGUCCUCUACACAAAGCAGGUGCUACUUGUACCCACACGUCACCCACGGAGUCACUGUGUCACCACGUCAAUUGCCACCAACCCGACCAAAAAAAGUCAGAAAAUAUCGUUCGCUUACGACGUGGUGUGGAGUAUAAUUACUGAGUAACUGACGGUACGUCCUCGCCUAAAAUAAAAUGGUCUAUGAAACUUCAGAAAGUGAUUGGUUCAUUAUCGUUGGCGAAAGGCGUACAUACGCCGGCGCUGGCGAGAUUCUUGCACUCGCCAGUCCAACAAUUUUUGGGUUGUGGUUGGAGGUAGACACGAAACCAAAGCCACAGCGGGUUUCCAGCCCUCAGGCAGCACCAAGGCGCUGGGUCUCACAAGGCCUAACGCACCUCUGAACCCUAACCCUAACCCUAACCCUAACCCAACACCCCAAGCUAGGUUGUGC